AUGGAUUUUGCGUCGGCGUCAGGUGUUGUUUUCGCUGUACUCGCCUUCAUACUCUUCACAUCGUUAAUCGGCUAUGCUAUUUACCUUUAUAAGACCAAGUCAACGGCUUACCUAAUCCCCAAAGAAGUCUACGAGUGGACCGGGUACACUUCGGCAUGCACCGGCCCUGGAAGCAAACAUCUCUCGUAA
Messenger RNA from Babesia bigemina, 189 nucleotides. RefSeq lists its product as hypothetical. The transcript has a single exon. Bases 1 to 189 code for a protein of 62 amino acids. The record is from RefSeq and is a predicted model, not a curated record. NCBI's taxonomy places the organism in Eukaryota, Apicomplexa, Aconoidasida, Piroplasmida, Babesiidae.